This is a messenger RNA of Tuber melanosporum (Perigord truffle), 1827 nucleotides long. RefSeq lists its product as uncharacterized. Bases 1 to 1827 code for a protein of 608 amino acids. Gene Ontology annotation, biological process: tRNA methylation; tRNA wobble uridine modification. Gene Ontology annotation, cellular component: mitochondrion; cytoplasm. Lineage: Eukaryota; Fungi; Ascomycota; Pezizomycetes; Pezizales; Tuberaceae. Gene Ontology annotation, molecular function: GTP binding; GTPase activity; protein binding. The transcript has 2 exons. The record is from RefSeq and is a predicted model, not a curated record.
AUGCGGCAAUUGUCAACCAUCACCUCGAAAGCUCUCGGAAGGAGCAGCAGCAGCAAUAGAAUCUUGGGUGUCGGAGGAGGUCCCGCCAACUAUUCCUAUGCUCAUAGUGGUCAGAUAUGGCGGUGGGCGCAACGGCGGUGGCGAGUCCGAGACCCGACGACCACAACUUACCGACGGGGGUUGGGCACUUCACGGGGCCGUCAUCUGAUACACCCCAAGAGGCAGCUCUUACAAACACGGGCGAAGGGGGAGGAUGCAAGGGGAAUGCACACUCACGGGGUUGAGCAAGGGGAAAUCGGGAAUACCAUAUACGCCCUCGCAACGGCAUCUGGGAGGGCGGCUAUCGCUGUGGUUAGGGUUUCGGGGCCGGCUUGUUUGAAUGUCUACUCAUCCCUCUGUCCCUCCCGCCCACUUCCUACCCCACGCAAGGCUACUCUGAGGACACUGUACCGCCCCAAUUCUCCCAAAGAAGUCCUCGACCCAGGCGCUUUGGUGCUCUUCUUUCCAGCACCGAAUUCGCACACAGGCGAAGAUGUGCUAGAACUCCACCUUCACGGGGGCCCCGCCAUAAUCCGUGCAGUCCUCUUCUCCAUCUCAACGCUAUCCACACCCCAGCUUUCCAUCCGUCCAGCGGGUCCUGGAGAGUUCACCCGCAGGGCAUUCACCAACAACCGGCUCUCGCUACCACAGAUAGAAGCACUGGGAGACACUCUCUCGGCAGAAACCGAGCAGCAGCGCAAACUCUCUGUUCAAGCUACCACCUCAGGCCUAAGCCGUAAAUAUGAGCAAUGGCGGCGAAUGCUGCUCUCGGCCAGAGGCGAGUUGGAGGCUAUAAUCGACUUCUCGGAGGACCAGCAGUUCGACACUGCCCCCGCGGAAAUGUGCUCCAACGUUGUUUCCCUCGUCCAGGAGCUGAAGCCCAUGCUGCAGCUGCAUGUGGAUAAUGCUGUUCGCGGGGAGUUGCUACGCGGUGGGAUAAGCCUUGCACUUAUUGGUGCUCCGAACGCCGGGAAGAGUUCACUACUGAAUAGGGUUGUAGGGAGGGAGGCUGCGAUCGUUUCUGGAGAGGCGGGAACGACUAGGGAUGUGGUCGACUUGUCGGUAGACAUUGGCGGGUACAUGGCUCUGCUGGCGGACACGGCUGGCCUUCGGAAGGCAGAGCUCGCAGGGGAAAUCGAGAAGGAGGGCAUGUGGAGAGCAAAAAAGAGGGUUCAGGACAGCCACGUCGUCAUCGCUGUCCUAUCAAUCGAAACCAGGAACGACAAUAACGGCAACAACACUCCGUACCUACCCAUACCCGACGAAGUCCUUGAAGUCCUCCGCGAGGCACAAGACCAGUGUAAACCAGUCCUCAUCGCGGUAAACAAGACCGACCUUCUCCACCUCCCAACAGGCCAAACACUCCCGGAGCGCUUCCUCAACCAAAUAACCCCACAUUUCCCAGCCCUCCAGCACACCCACAUCCACGGGAUAACAUGCACGCACCCCUCCCCUUCCGAUGGCAUUCAACCCCUCCUAAGAACCCUAACCCAAAUCUUUACGCAAAUCACUACCGCAGAAAUAGACAGUGACGCAUCCUCCUCUCUCGGAGAUGCAAUCGGAGCAACAGAUCGUCAACGCAGGCUCCUGGAAGAAUGUAUAUCCUAUCUGGACGCCUUCCUGGACAGGAUCGCGGGGGAGGACUGUGAGACUGACAUGGUCGUCGCAGCGGAGGAGCUCCGCUUUGCUGCGGGGUGUCUUGCACAAAUUACUGGGAUAGGGGAAGGUAGUGGCGAUGUGGAAGAGGUCCUCGGGGUCGUUUUCGAGAAGUUUUGUGUUGGCAAGUGA